AUGUCGUCGUCGAGCGAGUCGGACGACUCGGGCAUGUUCGCCGACCUCACCUUCUUCAUCCACGGCCAGUGGGCCGGCCGCACCUACGCCCGCGUCGCUCGCCUCGUCAAGGACAACGGCGGCCGCGUCGUCAAGGACGUGGGCGACAUCGACCUGUCGCACGCCAUCGUCUCGGGCCAGCUGUGGUCGCGGCAGGGCACUGUCAGCGCCGACCUGACGAUUCGCGCCAUCAUUGCCGCCAACGAGGACAACCGCAGCGAGGAGAACGAGAACCAGAACCGCGUGUGGCUCCUCCCGCUCGAGUGGCUCGAGACGUCGGUCGAGGAGGGCCGCAAGCUGAGCGAGGUCGAGCACGACUUUGAGCGCACGGCCGACGUGCGAGCGGCAGAGAGGGCCAAGCAGAUUCGCGAGGAGACCAAGGCGCUCGGCGGCAAGAGCAGGUUCGCACGCGGCGAGCGCAAGCGCUACGAGCGCGAGCAGGCGUUCAAGAAGGAGGUCGCGCUGCAGGCCAAGAUGGACAAGGACGGCGUCACGUCGGGUCUCGACGCCUUCAGCGGUAUCUCGCCCGACCCGACCUCGACCUCGACCAACGCCGUCAAGCCGCAGCCGACCGCCGCUGUCGCGUUCUACAAGCAGGACGACUUCAAGCCCAAGAGCAACAGCAAGGCGUCGACGUCGGCGGGCGACAACCCGGACGCGGCACUCGCGGCCGCGCUUCGCAAGAAGAAGGCCAAGGCGGCAGCCGCAGCUGCGCGCGACGACUCGAAGCCGCUCAAGCCGACGUCGGGCUCGAAACCGACCGACACUGGCAACAAGAAGCUCAAGCUCAAGCGCAAGCGCUCGUCGGCGCCCAAGAUCCCCGUCAUCCGCGACGACUCGUCGGACGAGGACCUGCCCGUCGUCGUCGUUGCCGACAAGCGUCGCUCGAGCGACUCGGGCCCGUCGGUCGUCGAGAAGAAGAAGCGCGAGGUCAUCGUCGUCGACACCGAGACGGACAGCGACGACGUGCACCAGGUCCCGGCCAAGAAGAAGAAGACGGCGCCGCUGCGCGAGGUGAGCCCCGAGCUGUGA
This is a messenger RNA of Rhodotorula graminis WP1, 1071 nucleotides long. RefSeq lists its product as uncharacterized. The record is from RefSeq and is a predicted model, not a curated record. NCBI's taxonomy places the organism in Eukaryota, Fungi, Basidiomycota, Microbotryomycetes, Sporidiobolales, Sporidiobolaceae. Bases 1 to 1071 code for a protein of 356 amino acids. The transcript is spliced from 5 exons.